AUGGUUUUUGAUCCAUAUGGUAAUUUGUAUAUUGUCGAUUCGGAUAAUGAUCGAGUGGUGAUGCAUUGUGCUAAUUCAACAGUUGGCAUUGUGGUCGCUGGAGGUAGCAGUACAACACCUGAUCUUGAUAAACCAACAGCUGUUGCCUUAGAUUCAAAUCUUAAUUUGUAUGUGGCCGUUAGUGGUGGCACUAAAGUAACUGAAUUUGCUUGGCUAUGA
This is a messenger RNA of Rotaria sp. Silwood2, 219 nucleotides long. NCBI's taxonomy places the organism in Eukaryota, Metazoa, Rotifera, Eurotatoria, Philodinida, Philodinidae. The record is from the annotation of a GenBank genome assembly.